Messenger RNA from Mycena citricolor, 2410 nucleotides. The record is from the annotation of a GenBank genome assembly. NCBI's taxonomy places the organism in Eukaryota, Fungi, Basidiomycota, Agaricomycetes, Agaricales, Mycenaceae.
AUGUGCCUUUGCUCACCUGACGCGGCCGGGUCAUCAUUGUCUAUCGUCAUCCUCGUCUUCAUUCGUUCUUCAACGAUUACAUCUCUGUUACCGGAGACUGUUGUGCCUGCUGGUGGAUAUUUCUGGGCGACGCAGAUGCUGCGAUCCAAUCAUACCUUUCACGCGGCGCGUUCUACCCAAACUCCACUUCCAACUCCCGGGUCUCGACAGUGUUUGGUCACGGCUGCAUGUCGUCUGCGGAUGUGGCGUGAUGAAACUAGAAUACAACGCUCGAUCCAGCGAUUGAUAUCAACACUCGGGGCGGGGGGCAUUUAUGCCGUAGAGUACUUGCCUAUGAAUCAGACGAUCCCUGGAGAGCGACGCUUGGGAGUUUCUGGGGCUUUGAUGUCGCACCGGCAUUGGAAUUCGCUGCAGAACGUCGCGCUCGGCAUUCGUGAACGUCUCAGCUUCCUGGCUAUUCUCACCCUUAAUGAACUCACUGGCACUGAUCUACCCAUUCAUCGCUUGAAUGGCGGCCAGGCAAUGAUUGUGAUUCAUGUAGAUAUAGGCACCGUAACAUUCGAAUUCAACGAUCCGCCCACUGCUACACCAUGGGAAUGGACAAAACUUCGUGGUGAUGGGUUAACCAUGAAGAUACAAUAUGGGGCAUCGAUGUCUCCGGCGCCAAUAAAAUCGGCACCUCAUCCACUUGUCUCCACUUUUCCACCUUCCACCAUGAGCCCAAAACAUCAUAUCGUCGCCAUAAUCGCGCCCGCCUGGGGACACGCCGCGCCGUACACGUAUCUCGCCGCACGCAUGUUGGAGGCUGAUCCAGACCUCGUCAUCACCAUCGUCCAACACGAGCUCAUCGUGGCCAAGCUGGACGCGGAAAUGUCGUCCUAUUCGCACGAUGCCGGUCGAUUGCGCAUCAUGGGUGUCGGCGAUAAAAGUUUGACGUUUUCACCCGCGACAGGCCACAUUGCGCUCGAACACCUCUUGACAGGCUGGCUCGUUGUGCUGCCUUCGUUCGCUCAGGGAAGCGACGACUGGCCCGUCCCGCACGCCGUCCACCUCGAUUUCGCCUGUGGGGGUUUCGUGAUCGAGCAAACGAAGCUCGCGAUCCCUGGUAUCAAAUCGCUCGUCUGGUUCUGCACCGGAGUUACGUCCGCCCUGUGCCAUUUCACCGAGUACGAUUUCGCGAGGAUCGCCGACGACAUCUUUGCGGACGAGGAGAAGAGGAAGGGACGGAGCAGGGACGAGAUCCUUCACGCGGUAGCCUUUGCGUGGAACGGCUCAGACGCCCUGUCGAAGAUGAUCGUCCGGCAUCCCGGUCUCGCGGAUAUGUACGACUACGAGCGCGUGGGGCACGCAGCGGGCGCGCCGCCGGUCCUCGGUGCAGUGCUCACGGGGGCACAAAUGUUAGCGAAACACAGCGACGGAUUCAUCUGCGCCGCUACGAAGCACAUCGAGCCCGUCGGUGUGCCUUACGUGACGGAGUUCUACCGCAUGCAGGGUAAGAAGCUGUUCUCCGUCGGGCUCUCGGUACACGAGAAGUUCUGGGAGGAGGAUGGGGAGGGGCGGCUGACAGAAGGAGAGCUGAAGACUUUCAUGGACAAGGCUUUGGCGGAGCACGGCGAGAAAUCCGUGCUGUACAUCUCCUUCGGAUCGAUCUUCUUCCCGGUCGCGACCCCGCACCUCAUCGAGACCCUUGUCGAGACCCUCCUUACCCUCGAGCAGCCGUUCCCCUUCGUCUUCGCUCUCGGCUCGCAGCUGGCCUCCCUACCAGCACCGCUCAUCGAGCGCAUCAACUCCAGCGGACGCGGGCUCGCAUGCUCCUAUUGGGUCGACCAGCGCGCCAUCUUGAAGCACAAGGCAACGGGGUGGUUCUUGACGCACGGUGGCUACAACUCGAUUGGCGAAGCGAUCUCGCAAGCUGUGCCCCUGAUAAUGUGGCCCUGCGGUGCCGAGCAGCCCCUCAACGCGUCUCUGCUCUCCAGCGGUCCCGCCGCGAUCACGUUCGAGUUGCUGCAGGUCCGAGCUGGCCCGCAAAUCGGCCCCUCGCUGCGGUUCCCGGGCGUGGAAAUCACGGGGACGACUGAAGCGGCUGGUGCAGAGCUCGCCGGUGUCUUUGCCAAGGCCAGGGGCGAGGAGGGGAAGAGGCUCCGUGCGAACAUCGAAGAACUCAGGGGCAAGAUCCUGGCGGGCAGGACAGAGGAAGAUCGAGAGCAAAUCAAGGCUCUGGCGGCGUUCUGAUGCUUUUAGAUGCCCGAGGGAAACGCCGUAUCUUAUCUUAUCAGCUAACUUCGAGAGAUGAUUUGUCACUCCCACGGUUGAGAAUCUCGCAUCGAGAAUCGGCGGUGUGAAACGAGUCCUGGGGCGCAGCCGACAUAGUUUUCUCGAUGGUGAAAUAUAUUUGUAUUUUUGAUGCGAU